ACAUGUGUCCAAAAGUGGAUACUUAUCAUUAUCUCAACGGGUACAGUACUAUUGAACACUGGACUUAAACUUGACCCUUAUCAAGUAAUAUGCCACUAUGAAAGCUGACUCAUGAAAAUUACCUAAUGGCCACCGCAAAGGAAAUAAAAGCAUUAUAAGAAAACAAAUUUUCUGUCCUAUUUUUUAUGUAUAAUUUAUGCUCCAUUAAUCACAACUUAUUAUAUAUUCAUUUUUUAGGCAUAUCAUCCUCACUAAUUUCAAUCAAUGUGGCUAAAUUAAUUUCCAUAGUUAAUAGAUGCAUUUAAUAAGAAGGAAAGCAAAUUAUAAUGCAUAAUAGACAAGAAAUUCUUAACCUCCCAUCCUGAUAUAAAACACAGUUUACUACUCUUCAGUUUUCAGAAUUGGAAAAAUGGCUAAUCAUGGAUCUCUUCUGUUUUGCUACAUAUCCUACAUUCUUAUACUCACCACAAGCUUAUCAUGCAGAGCCGCAGAUGAAGACAGGAAGGCAAGUGUUAUUUUCGUUGCAAAAGAAUCUGUCUCUUCUAUGGUCCAAUGGCUACUAAAACUAGAUUGCUACACAUAAAUCACGCCAAAUUUCCGUUUUAUAUGCCACUCUUUGUGACUUUCUGCUUAAGUUGUUGAUGAUAUGAUUCAGGUCUACAUUGUGUACAUGGGGUCACUUCCAACGGGGCAAUACUCUCCAUUGUCUAACCACCUUAGUUUGCUUCAAGAAGUUGUUGAGGGCAGUUCUAUAGAAAAUUGCUUGGUUAGAAGUUACAAAAGGAGUUUCAAUGGAUUUGCUGCCAAGCUCACUGAUCGUGAAAGACAAAAGCUUGCUAAUAGGAAUGAAGUAGUCUCUGUUUUUCCAAGCAAACCUUACCAUCUUCACACAACAAGGUCCUGGGACUUUCUUGGCUUUUCUGAGACAAUCAAAAGGAAUGCCACUGCUGAGAGUGAUGUCAUAGUUGGCGUUAUUGACACUGGAAUCUGGCCUGAAUCAGAGAGCUUCAAUGAUGAAGGAUUCAGUCCUCCCCCCUCGAAAUGGAAGGGUGAAUGUAAAGGCGGCAACAAUUUCACUUGCAAUAACAAGAUAAUUGGAGCUCGAUAUUACUCCUCAACAUCAAGUGAUAAUAUGUCUGCAAGGGACCAUGAUGGUCAUGGAACCCAUACUGCCUCAACGGCAGCUGGCAACAAAGUAGAGGGUGCCAGUUUCUAUGGAAUUGCUCAAGGUACUGCAAGAGGAGGGGUUCCCUCAGCGAGGAUUGCAGCAUAUAGAGCCUGCUAUCCAAAUGACUGUCAAGGAGAAAAAAUCUUGGCUGCUUUUGACGAUGCUAUUGCUGAUGGAGUUGACAUCAUUUCCAUUUCAAUAGGACCAUAUAUUGCAGUUGCAAAUUUCAGCCAAGAUGUCAUUGCGAUUGGUGCUUUUCAUGCGAUGGAGAAAGGGAUAUUAACUUCUCAAUCUGCAGGCAACAGUGCUGGUCUAAUAGCUAGUGUGUCAAAUGUAGCUCCAUGGAUAUUUUGUGUAGCAGCAAGCAACAUAGAUCGCCAAAUCAUAGACAAGGUUGUCCUUGGGAAUGGAAAGACACUAGAUGGAAUUGGAAUAAAUGGUUUCUCAUUAAAUGGAACUAAAUUUCCUCUGGUUCUUGGCCAAAAUGCUAUGAAGAAUACAUGCUCUACCUCUACCUCAGAAGGAGUUUGCAAUGCAGGUUGCCUAAACAGCAGUUUAGUAAUAGGAAAGAUUGUUGUUUGCGAUGAUCCUGAUGCAGAUUUUGAGGCCAGCAUUGCUGGUGCAGUUGGGUCAAUCUUGAAGAAUGACCCGUUUGAUGAUAUUGCUGAUGUCUUCUCACUACCUACAUCUUCUUUAAGCGUUGACAAAUAUGACAUAGUCGCAUCCUACCUUAAUUCUACAAAAGAGCCUCAAGCAACCAUUCUAAGAAGUGAAGCCAUACAAGUUGGUGAUGCACCAAUAGUUGCUUGGUUUUCUUCACUUGGGCCGAAUUAUGUUGUGCCAGAAAUCUUGAAGCCUGAUAUAACUGCCCCAGGGGUAGAAAUCUUGGCUGCGUACUCAGAAAUUGUUUCACCCUCAUCUAGCUCUCAAGACAAGAGGCGUGCUAAGUACAAUAUAUUAUCCGGAACUUCCAUGGCUUGUCCCCAUGUUUCUGGUGUGGCUGCAUAUGUCAAAACGUUUCAUCCUGAUUGGUCAGCUUCAGCAAUCAAAUCCGCUAUUAUGACUACUGCUUCGCCCAUGAAUGCUACCGAAAUUUUAGCAGCAGAAUUUGCUUAUGGAUCUGGGCAAAUCAAUCCAACAAAAGCUGUUGAUCCAGGACUCGUGUACGAUGCUUCCAAAGAAGACUACAUCAACUUGCUAUGCAGUUUGGGCUAUGAUGAGAAGAACCUUAGACUCAUUUCUGGAGAUAACAGCACUUGCCCCGAAGUUUCCACAAAAACAUUGGCUAGAGAUUUGAAUUAUCCUUCAAUGACGGCCAUGGUCAGUCCAUUGCAAUCUUUCAAUGUUACCUUUCAUAGGACAGUAACAAAUGUAGGCUUUGCAAACUCCACUUACAAGGCCACAACCUUUACAAAUUCUGAAGUGAAAAUAAUUGUUGAGCCUGAAGUGAUAUCCUUCACGUCCGUAAAUGAGAAGUCGUCUUUUGUGGUGCAUGUUACCGGAGGACAAGGAAUUCUGCCAACUAAUUACUCAAAGGCGUCCUCAUCAUUGGUAUGGUCUGAUGGCAGUCAUAGUGUAAGGAGCCCAGUUUUUGUGUAUGCACUGUCGAAUUGAUCAAUGGUGAAAAUGAUGUUGUUUUGAUCCUAAUUAUAUUAUGUAGUGGAAUAUUUACUAGAA
Quercus robur (English oak) is the source of this 2845-nucleotide messenger RNA. RefSeq names its product subtilisin-like protease SBT4.3. Bases 647 to 2782 code for a protein of 711 amino acids. Lineage: Eukaryota; Viridiplantae; Streptophyta; Magnoliopsida; Fagales; Fagaceae. Gene Ontology annotation, molecular function: serine-type endopeptidase activity. The record is from RefSeq and is a predicted model, not a curated record. The transcript is spliced from 9 exons. Gene Ontology annotation, biological process: proteolysis.